AUCAUGAGCAGAAAUUGCGAUCGCCCGUAUCGAAGCUUUUCACAAUGCAAGAAACGUAUGACAACUUCAAGCAACCCAUGCUAGUGACGUGAAUGCUCAUGCAAGGAUAUUGUCAGAAUCUGAGAAUCCUAGGACAAACAGGCAAUAUAAAUACUGCCCUUGAAUCUCCCUUUUGUUUGCAUUAUAUUCUAUUCUACAUCAAAGUACGAUAGCAUUGGAUAUUUCAAGAAACUAUUGCAUCUCUUCAUCAAUCAAUCCAAAAUGAAGUUUGGUCUCUUGUCCAGCCUUCUCAUCGGCUUGCCGUUCGCCUCUCAGCUUGUCUCGGCCUGGAGUGACGGAACGGGCGGCAUUGCCUCGGGCUACUUUUCGAUCAAGGUCCCGCAAGUAGGCAAAGGUUCUUAUGAGCCAUACGAAUAUGUCCACGCUAUGGUCUACACCGAAGGAAACAGUGAUGGCUAUCUGUUCAAAUGUGUCUGUGCGGCAGACAACGAGAAUUGGUGCUACUUUACUGCACCAGACCUGCCAUAUGGCGUGAGCCUUCACCCGGGAGAUCGCUGCUUUUCAGAUGACGACAACGGUGUGCAAAUCAAGUAUGGUGCACAGUAUCUCGAUGCUCCCAAGGAUUCUCGCUGCAGCAAGAUCGACUAUGGUGGAUUUACAAACACUGCAGCACGUUGCAUCAUUCCUGUAGGUGGAUAGAGUAUUGAUGCAAUGAUCCAAUAGCACCAGCCGACUUUGUGCGUUGAACCAUGGGGAGCAGUGGGGAGGGGCAAAGCUUUUCUGCUUCUAGAGCAGGAGGUUCAUUUUGGGGAUUUCGGUCAAUUAUACAACCUUGGUCAAAACUGUAUUUAGAACUCAAAUGUGCCAAAGAAGACAACCAUCAUAUACACGCUUUUCAUAUACUAGCUUGCAAGUGGAGCUGAAUUAUUGAAUAGCUAGUAUAAUUUUGUUGACCAGCAUGGUUCAUGUGUUGGAAUUGCAAGUGAUAAGAGUUAUACUUGAUACACACGG
This is a messenger RNA of Xylona heveae TC161, 1011 nucleotides long. RefSeq lists its product as hypothetical. The transcript is spliced from 2 exons. The record is from RefSeq and is a predicted model, not a curated record. Lineage: Eukaryota; Fungi; Ascomycota; Xylonomycetes; Xylonales; Xylonaceae. The coding region runs from base 262 to 699 and encodes 145 amino acids.